Molecule: messenger RNA, 831 nt
Organism: Prunus armeniaca (apricot)
Lineage: Eukaryota; Viridiplantae; Streptophyta; Magnoliopsida; Rosales; Rosaceae
Source: the annotation of a GenBank genome assembly
AUGGGGGCACUACAGAGAAUGAUCAGGGAAAUGAUGGAGCCUGAAGCCAGAAGAGGAGAGAGGCCCACCUACAAAAAGCCUUAUCCGGCCUACAUUGAUCAGAUACCUCUAUCACCAAGUUUCAAGAGUGAAGAUGAACCUACUCAAGACUUCAUAACCAGGUUCAGAAAACUCAAGAUGAAAUGCCGGAUCCCUAUGGAAGAAAGACACUUUAUCCAGAUGGCCCAACCUGCCCUUAAAAUCUCUCUGAGAAAAAGAUUUGAUGGGAUACUGUUUGGAGACCUGACAGAACUGGCAGAUAAAGCAUCUAAAUAUGAGGAGCUUCUUAGGGAAGAACAACAGAAGAUGAACUCUUCCAAAGGCACGUACUACAAGACUCCUUCCUCUUCAGUCCAUCUAGUUGAGGUAGAAUCAGAAGAAGAUACAGAAGGCUCAGAGGGAAGAAAAAUUGCAGUAGCAGAGAUGGCAAAAUUGAAACAUCCCAUCAGCUGCAAGGCUCUUACAAAGCCACCAAAGGACCAAAAAUCGCCACCAUUCACAAGAGGGUUCGUUCCAAACAAACCAACACAGAACAAGGUCUAUUCCUUUGAUCUGACCAAAGUGGAUGCUUUGUUUGAUGAAAUGCUACUACAAAAGGCAAUAGAGACCCCCCACAAGUUGUCCAAGCCAGAAGAACUCAAGGGCAGACAAUAUUGUAGGUGGCACAACUCUUGGAACCAUUCCACCAAUAGUUGUGUUGUUUUUAGGGAUGUCAUACAAGGGAGAAUAACAGCAGGAAGGCUAAAACUGGUAGAGAAACCUCCAUCAGUUACAACAGACUCCUUUCCCUAG